GUGCCAUUAUUAUUAUUAUUAUUAUUAUUAUUAUUGUUAUUAUUUUGGCUGAACCCAUGGCAUGUGAAAGUUCCAGGUCAGGGAUCAGACCCAUGCCACAGCAGUAACAAUGCCAGAUCCCGUAACUUGCUGAGCCACCAGGGAACUCCUAAAAUGCCCUUAUUUUUAAGAAGACAAUGAGGUUCAGAGGGAUGAGGUGACCUCUCAGAAUCAAAGAGUGAGAACCCAGGAUUUUUGUCCUGAAGCCCAGUGUCUUUUGUGAUUUGCCUUUGCCUUCCCAUCCUCUCUCGUAUAACUUGGUAGAGCAGAUAUUCUGAGGCCAGACAAGAGGCUAUGCAAACAAGGGGCAGAAUGGCCAAGUAUUUGGGAAGGGGUCUGUAGCCUCGGGUAAACUGAUCAGAGAAAGGACCUCUCCUGGCCCUCACAUUCCUCACAUUUGGCAAUGUCUCAAAGUUUCCCAGUAGCUGGUUAUAUCCUCUUGUUCUCCUUUCAGCAUCUGAUCAAAACUUUAUGAAUCUAACAUCUAAGAUCUAAGCACCCAGGAGUUCCUAGGUGCUCCUAGUCACCCAGGAGCAGAGCAGGAAAUUGGAGACUGAGGCAGGUAGGUGAGAGCUCCUUGCAACUGGCUAGUUCCAUAGCACUUGAUGACAACGGUGGCUGAGAGCACACUCCCUACUGCUCAUGAGGCCCAGAGCACCCACCCAGGCUGCUACAUUUCCUUUUUCAAGGCUGCCUCUUUAUCAUCCAGAAUUGACAGGACCUGGUUACUGUGGGGAGGAGAGAUACAGAAUGGCUUCUCAGCCAAGAAUGGGCAAUGUGACCCUUGAGAAAACAUUUGGCUUUGAAUUAUAAACUGCUUGCAAAGUACUGGCUUUAGGAAACUUAAUGCUCCCUCCAGCCACCAGAUUUCCAGGUCCUGUUCAGGAGCAGUUUUGCUUUUAGGACAGUGGGCAGACUUGAGGACCAGUGGGCCCCCUCCCUGAGCCCUGACCCCGGCAUUGUUCCAGCCUCUGCAGGAGUGUGCAAUGCAAGAUAAACAGCCAUGGACUGGGAGCUGGGAGACCUGACUUCCAGCACAGCCACUAACCAGUCCUCUCCCCAAGUGACCUUCGACUGGUUGGUUCCAUCUCUGGGCCUUAGCGUCUUCUUUUACUCAGUGAAGGAAGGGCUGAACUUGAGCUCUGAAGGAACAGAGGAGAGAGCAAAGAGGAUAAAGCAUCCUCCUUCACUGAGGGCUUGAGGCAAGGAAGCCCAUGUACACUCCUAGUUUUUUUUGUCUCCCUCAGCAUCGCUUUCUUCCUUAUACCUUGUCUCUGCCUCAGGCCAGCUCAUUCUGAGCAGGGAGUAUUCCCAGGGUGGGGCUUGACUGGGCAGAUGUACCCUUAAUGAUUAGAAUAUGAUGCUGUCUCUACUUGUUUCAGGCAUGAAUUAACCCACCCAGUGCUGAUACUUCGUUUUAUUAUGACUCUAUCAGUUCCUGCCCAGAGGCAGCUCCUUGAACAGGCAGAAUGAGGCCUGGAGGAGCAGAGAAUGAGAUUAGACAUACCCAGCAGGAGAGCGGUAGUGCAGGUGUCCCCUUGGCUUUUUGGAUAUCAGAGCCCUGGAGUUAUAAUUGUGUGAUACUUCAAAGUCUUUGGCUGUCAGAACUGAGACAACCUCAUAGAUUUUCUUAGUUCUUUCCUCUUUACAGAUAAGGAGACUGGACCUAGUGUCUUUAUAGCUUGUGUCAGAUCACCCUGCCAAUGAGCAGUGGAACUAGGACCCAACCCCAGGUCACCUAAGCCCCAGGCUUGAGCAUUUUCUUUCUUUCUUUUUUUAGGGCCACACCCGUGGCAUAUGGAGGUUCCCAGGCUAGGGGUUCAAUUGGAGCUGUAGACGCUGGCCUACACUACAGCCACAGCACUUAACCCACUGAGCGAGGCCAGGGAUCAAACCCGCAACCUUAUGGUUCCUAGUUGGAUUCGUUUCCGCUGCACCACGACAGGAACUCCUUGAGCGUUUUCUUUAAGGUCAAACCAGCUACAUACAGAUCAAUUCCAACUCUGUGGAGUUUAAAGUGUAAAAUUCAGAUCAUUUCAUUCAGAUAUUUAAUGCCUGCUAGUUGCCAGCUUUGUGUUAAAUGCUGAAUUUGCGGGAAUAAGACAACAGCCUUUGCCCUCAGAUUUCUCCACCAUCUUAUGUAGACAGAUACAUUAACUAAAUACAUUAAGUCUAUUUGCUUGUGCCGUGUGCAAAGGUAUGUGUGUGCUUGCACAUACAUGCAUGCUAUCUAACCAAAGGUGAGGGAGCAGUUAGUUGUUGGGGCUUUCAUGAAAGGCUCUGCAGAGAAAGUGCUAUAUGUGCUGUGGCUUAUCUGGUUGGCAUGGGCGGGGAAGGAAUUCUGGGUAAAGGAAACAACAUGUGCAGAGGCCUGAAAAGACGUGUUAUAAUCUUUGUACACUGAGUAGUCUGAGAGGGUGCUGAAGUGGCAGGGGCUAUGACAAGAACGACAGCCUGAAGCUGAGCUAUGAAGGGUCCUGGCAGUGUGCUGAGGAAUUCAUUGCUAGUUAGGGUCUGAAAUCAGGAGCAAGAUGUCAUCGGGUUGGGGUGUGUGACUGUCGCUGUGGCUACAGCAUGGAGAAUAAGCAGGAGAGGUCCUGGCUGGAGCCAGCCAAGCUCAGUUCUGUGGUUACUGAGACAGGCCAGGUACAAAGUAAUAGGGGCGACACUGAGACUGAAAAGAGGAUGGGUAGCAAACCCUUUUCAUAGGAUGAGCAGAACUUCCUGACUUUGGGCCAGGAGGGAGAAGGAAGAGUGGGAUACGACUUUCAGUUUCUGGCUUGAGCAGUUUGCUUGAUGCUUGUGUUAUUCACUGAGCUAGGGAAAAAGAACUCCGGAAGAGAAACUGACUUUAGUGGAGGUCAGCUUUGGUCAUGAUGCAGCAGAGAUAAACUGUAGAGCCCCCAAACGGAAGCUUUGAGUCCAGAGUGGCGGUUAGGACCUGGAAGUCAAUACCAAAGUGGUGGGCAAAGCACUGGCUGUAGGUGAAGUCACCUAGGGGAUUGGGGUAGUUGAGAGGAGACUUGAAGUGGCAGAAAAAGAAGGGAGGGCAGAGGGAGGUAAAGAAUAGAUGGCAGGUAAGAAGCAUCAGCAGUAUGGGGUAGAAGAAGGGGCAAGCAGCAGGCAGCACAACUGUUACUGAGUCCAAGCUUGUUCUUGCUCACCAUACAACAGAUCAAUAAGUUGAGAGAUGAGUUGUUGGGGCAAGGAAUAGUGACUUUAUUUGGAAAGCCAGCAGACCUAGAAUAUGGAAGACUAGUGUCCCAAAGAACCAUCUUACCUGAGUUAGAAUUCAGGCUUCUUAAAGGGGAGGAAGUUGGUUGGUUGUUGCAGACUUCUUGGUGCUGGAAUCCUUUGUUCUUGCAGCUGCCCAUCUAGGUCUGGUCACAGUGUUCCUAUAAACCUCCAACAAGACAAUUGUUAUUUUCUGUUCUGCAACUUUUUAAAUGUUAGAGCCUUGAGAAUGGGUUAUCGUGUAUUUCAAGCUAUAGGCAACAUUCUUUUAUAAAGGUGCAGCGCCAGCAGGACUAAGCAUAGGCAACAGAGCACAAGGGUUAGAGCUGAAGGAAUAGAUCCAAUAUGGUGUUGGGUUUGUUCUUCUGCUACAAAAGCUGCCAUUGAGAAAGGGACAUCUUCCUUUGAUUUCAGUUACUGUGACCCAUGGGCUGUAUGAAGAGCUGCAUCAAGGGCUUCGCUUCAUUAGUCUGCACUGGAAAGCAGAGAGGGAGUCUGUUGGCACUUGAUAAAUGUUAUAAUCUGCAUGACUGCAAAUGACUCAACAUUUGCUCAGCUUUUUGAAGGGCUAGGGGGUCUUGGCAGCUGUCCAUAUUGAUGUUUUCUGGAGAUUGACUAUUGGCAGUUGAAGGAGCCCCAGGGUUUCUGGGUGGCCUGGUCCUGCCUAUGGAGUGAGCGGGCUUGGGCCAUAGGCGGGACUCCAGAGCCCCGCCCUCCCCUGCUGCCUGCUCCCCGCCUGCUCCCAGUGGGUCAGCCUCCUUGUCGGCCAAGGCCAGGGUGUGCAUGCAGCAGCAGCAGCGGAUGGAUCCAAGUUUUGUCACCAUGGGAAUGUGGUCCAUUGGUGCGGGAGCUAUAGGGGCUGCUGCCUUGGCACUGCUUCUGGCCAACACCGACAUAUUUCUGCCCAAGCCCCAGAGAGCAACGCUGGAUUAUCUGGAGGAUAUAGACCUGAAAACACUGGAGAAGGAGCCAAAGACUUUCAAAGCAAAGGCGCUCUGGGAAAAGACUGGAGCUGUGAUUAUGGCUGUGCGGAGGCCAGGCUGUUUCCUCUGUCGAGAGGAGGCUGCGGACCUGUCUUCCCUGAAGCCCAGGUUGGAUGAGCUGGGCGUCCCCCUCUAUGCAGUGGUCAAGGAGCAGGUGAAGAAUGAAGUGAAGGACUUCCAGCCUUAUUUCAAAGGAGAAAUCUUCCUGGAUGAAGAGAAAAAGUUCUAUGGUCCCCAAAGGCGGAAGAUGAUGUUUAUGGGGUUUGUCCGUCUGGGUGUCUGGUACAACUUCUUCCGGGCCCGGAGUGGAGGCUUUUCUGGAAACCUGGAAGGCGAAGGCUUCGUCCUUGGGGGAGUUUUUGUGGUGGGACCAGGAAAGCAGGGCAUUCUUCUUGAGCACCGAGAAAAAGAAUUUGGAGACAAAGUAAAUCCAGUUUCUGUUCUGGAAGCUGUCAGGAAGAUCAAACCACACACUUCAGCCUCAGAGAAAAAAUGAUCGUGUGCAACUACCCAGCUCAGGGAUAACUAGUGAUCUCACCUGUGUUCACAGGAUGUGUUGUUUCCACUUCUGUCCCUAAGGCGUUAGAAACCCACUUAAGCCAUAUUCUCCAUAUAGACCAUUAACAUAUCUUAAUAUUGUUCUGUUUAGGCCUAAUAAAACAAAAUAGCCCCCAAACAAGACUGUUAAAAAUCUUAAGAAACUAGUGAGGAUUAUUUCAGGUAAAACCUGGAAAAUCUGAGGCUUAAAGUUGACGGCUAUACCUGAUGACAAACAUAUGUGGUGUUUGAGUGCUUUUAUUUGAGAUUAUUUUUAUUUCCCUGUCUUUAAAAAUCUAAUAAAUUUGAUAAUUGACUUGAAGAUUAAGGAUAUAAGAUUUUUGGCUUGUGUUUUCAACGAAUGAUUUAUUAUAUAAUGUUAAAGUAAUCAUAUAAAAGAAUUGAUGUGCUUUGGAUGGCUUGAUAAAGGUAAAUUAUGAAGUGCAAUCUUUUAUUUUUCAUUGCCUUCCAUUCUAAUCUUGGAGAUUUGUUUUUUUUCUAGAAGAAAUGAUCAUCUCUGGCUUUAAUAAAAUUAUGUAUCAGAAAUUUCCCACAUAUACAAGUUUUUCUGUUAAGAGUAACAAUAAAAAAUAUUUACCAUAA
This is a messenger RNA of Sus scrofa (pig), 5396 nucleotides long. The record is from RefSeq and is a predicted model, not a curated record. Lineage: Eukaryota; Metazoa; Chordata; Mammalia; Artiodactyla; Suidae.